AAAAGGUACAGUUUGGCUGUUGGUCCUCCCAAAAAGGUUCCAAAAGUCAAGGGUGUAGAGUCUGCAGCAGUGCAAGCAUUUCUCAGACGGCAAGAAGAAGAAAAAAGAAAAAAAGCACUGGAAGAAAGAAGAAAGAAAGAACAACUCUUGGCUAGACGUAUUGAACUGAAACAUGACAGAAAGGCAAGAGCUAUGGCCUCACGAACAAAGGAUAAUUUUUAUGGCUAUAAUGGCAUUCCAGAAGAGAAGCCUAAAAAGAAGAGGGCUUGUGAGAAUGUCGCUCAGGCCCCAGAGGCUGAGUAUGCAACAGAAGAUGAAACUGAGCAACACGAAUACAGUCAGACUGAAUCUGAGCAUGAGCAAGAGGAGUACGAAGAGAAACCAUCCAAAAUUGCAGUGAAACCAAAGGCACCUCCCAAAAGUGCACCAGCACCUCUGAACUUUGCAGAGCUCUUAAGGCUUGCUGAAAUAAAACAGUAUGAACCAGUGGAAAUAAAAACAGUGAAAAAGGUAGAAGAGAGACCCAGAACAGCAGAAGAAUUGAGAGAGAGGGAGUAUUUGGGACGCAAAAACAAGAGAAUAGAAAUGCAUAAGAAGAGUGAGAAGGAGAUUAAGAAUACAGGGAUAUCCAGUUCUUCCAAAAAAGUGACUUCUCAGAAAGAAUCUUUACAUGCAAAACUUAAAAGCUCAGUAGAUAAACAUUCCACACCAAAAGGCAGUCUGUUGUCUUCUAUGAGUGGUACUGAUAAGAAAUCCAAAGCACCAGCAUUGACUGAAAAACCCUCACGGUCAUUAUCUUCCUCCAGAUUUGGUCAAAUGGAAAAAACCUCACAAAAUGGCUCCUUAAACUCUACUGGUAGCAGUCAUAGUAAAUUACCUGUCAAUAGUAUCGGAAAGUCUGGCUCAAGCUCUCAUGUGCCACCUUCAAAACCAGCAUCCAAUGGGGCUCAGAGGCUGCCAUCUGCUAAAGAAUCCAGCCUGAAAAAGUCUGCCCCCACAAAAUCAGGAAAUGCUGCAGCCCUUCAGUGUGGAAUCAACUCCAAUGCAAAAUGGUCAGGCAGCAGCUUAGGAAAAGGAGGACCUGGACAUCCAGGUGGUGGUCCAAGUGCAGGACCUGGGCGAUUGAGCAAUUCUGGCAUGGGACCUGGAAGGCCAGGCAGCAGCUCAGCUGCAGGACCUGGAAGGCCAGGCAGCGGCUCAAGCCUGGGACCUGGGCAACUGGGUGGCGGCUCAAACAUGGGACCUGGAAGGCCAGCUGGCAGCUCAAACAUGGGACCUGGAAGGCUAGCUGGCAGCUCUAGCAUGGGACUUGGGCGACCAGGCAGCAGCUCUAGCAUGGGACUUGGGCGACCAGGCAUCAGGAGCAGCACAGGACCAGGAAGGCCAGGAAUCAGCCUGAGCACUGGACCUGGGCGACCAGGCAGCAGCUUGGGAGCAGGACCAGGAAGGCCAGGAAUCGGUCCGAGCACAGGAGCCAAGCGACCAGGCAGCAGCUUGGGAGCAGGACCAGGAAGGCCAGGAAUCGGUCCGAGCACAGGAGCCAAGCGACCAGGCAGCAGCUUGGGCAGCAGCUUGGGUACAACUGUAAAACCGAAGUGUACUGUUGUAUCGGAAACUAUUUCUUCUAAAAACCUAGUUACGAGACCUAGCAACGGACAGAUAAAUGGAAUGAGAUCUUUUCAAGGGCAUAGACCUGUAUUUCAUCCACAAGGUCUUGGAAGACCACCUAUUAGUUACAAGAGACAAAUAGAAGAUGAUGAUGAUGAUGAAUAUGACUCUGAAAUGGAAGACUUCAUUGAAGAUGAAGGGGAACCCCAAGAAGAAAUAUCAAAACAUAUUCGGGAAAUAUUUGGCUAUGACAGGAAAAGAUACAAAGAUGAAAGUGAUUAUGCCUUACGUUAUAUGGAGAGCAGCUGGAGAGAGCAACAGAAAGAAGAAGCUAGGAG
Balearica regulorum gibbericeps (East African grey crowned-crane) is the source of this 1946-nucleotide messenger RNA. Lineage: Eukaryota; Metazoa; Chordata; Aves; Gruiformes; Gruidae. The record is from RefSeq and is a predicted model, not a curated record.